AUGUUUACUGUUCUGCUCUUUCUUGUCUUUGUACAUGGUCUUAAUGGUCUCUCCUGUGUUGAUUCUGUACAUUCUUUUCGAGUACCUCGAAAGAAUUUUGAAUGGAACACUUUUACAUCAGACACGAUCGAAGCAAAUUUUCAAUCACAAUCGGGGGAUGAUAACAGUGUUUGUCAUGUUACUAUCAUUGUUGAAUACAAUAUUCAAGGAGAUGAUUACGUGAAUAUCACCUAUGAUGAGCCUGCAAGUGAUACUUGUGAUUAUAUGGAAUUUGGAACAACGUUCACAUUAGAAAACGAUCAACAAUCGAUGGUGAGCUACAUUGACUAUGUAUGUUCGUCACAUGAUUUUUGUGAACAUACAUUUGUCAAACAAUGGGUCAAACGAUUGCUCGGUACCGAUGAUAAUUCUUUACAUACAGCCAUUACAUAUCUACUGUCAAAUUCUUCUGAAUCAACGAAAUGUUAUUGGAAACAUGCAACAUCUGAUUGUGCAAGUCACAUGUGCUUUGCACUUUACGAUGAAUUGAAAAAUAUUCCUUUGAACAAUGGUAGUUGUCUCGAAAAUCGAUCAUUAGGUUCAAUAUAUAUCUAUGUGAAAAUAAAACAGAUCGAAUCUGUACACAGCUUACCAAUUGAAUUCGAAUACAAGUGCAAAAAAAACAAAUUUACUCAAGAACUAUUCUAUGACUUCGCAGAUCAUCAACGUUUCGAUGAUAGUAUACGCAGUUUGUCUUGUUCGCGUCAAAAUUUUACCAGUACACCAGCUAACCUUCGUUCAACAAAUUUUUCAUUUACUCUAAUUGAAUUAGAUAAAGAGAUUAAAUCAUUCUUGGAUAAUAUCAAUCGUUGUGACAUCUACAUGGAAGCCGACUAUCGUCAGCAUGACGGUCAUCUUACUGGUAUCAAAUUAUUAACAGUAAAUGCUCAAAUGAAAUUGAAUCGAAUAAGUCAAUCGUCAACAACAACGACCACAAUGGAAACAUCUACUGAUCCAAUAUUUUUUUAA
Messenger RNA from Rotaria sordida, 1008 nucleotides. Lineage: Eukaryota; Metazoa; Rotifera; Eurotatoria; Philodinida; Philodinidae. The record is from the annotation of a GenBank genome assembly.